UCCAACCCUCAGCAACCAACCUUCUUCUAAGCUCUCCAGCCGCGCCAUAAACGUAAUACCAAACUUCCCUUCGCAGCUCUGUAAUGGCGACGUUUUCGAGUUGCCAUUCCUAGCGUUUUCUGCUCAAGCGUUGCGCAAAGCUUUGAAAUCUUUCUUGCGUUCAGAUUCCGGCGGAUUUCUGCUGUUGGGAGUUGAGUUUUGCGGCGAGAUCUGAUUUUUUGGCUAUGGACGAAGAUAACGGCGCUCUCAUUCAGAGCUUGAUCGAUGUAGUGAACGAGAUUUCUUGGAUCUCGGAUUUUAGGCAUACUGUUAAGAAGCAGUAUUGCAAUUUGUCCCGGAGGCUCAAGCUUCUGAUCCCAAUGUUCGAAGAGAUUAGGGACAGCAAACAGCCAGUCCCCGAGCAAACUCUCAAAGCCCUCGUGUUGUUGAAACAAGCUCUCGAAUCAGCUAAGAAGUUGCUCAGAUUUGGAAGCGAGGGGAGCAAGAUUUUCCUCGUCGUAGAGAGGGAGCAGAUUAUGAACAAAUUUCACGAGGUAACAGAUCGGUUGGAACAAGCUUUGGAAGGAAUAGCCUGCGAUAAACUUGAUAUAUCUGAUGAAGUUAAGGAGCAGGUGGAGCUUGUUCUUGCUCAGUUCAGAAGAGCCAAAGUCAGGGCAGAUGUACCUGACUCCGAGAUGGUGGAUGAUAUCUUUGCCCUUUACAACACGAGUGAUGAUUCUUCCGUAGAUAAAGACCGCCUGAGGAGACUGGCUGAAAAGUUACAGUUAAUUGGAAUAUCCGAUCUUACACAAGAGUCAAUAGCUUUGAAUGAGAUGGUUUCUGCUAGUGGAGGAGAUCCAGAGCAGAGCAUUGAGAAGAUGGCAGGGCUGCUGAAUAAAAUAAAAGAUUUUGUGCAAAAAGAGAACCUCGAGACGGACACUCCUGCUCGGGAAAAUAGUGCUCCAGAAAGUUGCAGUGGACAAGUAUCGAAUGAGAAGAAUCAUAAGGCCCCAAUUCUACCAGAUGAUUUUCGCUGCCCCAUAUCCCUGGAGUUGAUGAGAGAUCCUGUCAUUGUUUCAACUGGACAGACCUAUGAACGCUCCUGCAUUGAGAAGUGGCUUGAAGCGGGGCACGGGACAUGUCCGAAGACACAACAAAACCUUUCAAGCACUACUCUUACCCCAAAUUAUGUGUUGCGUAGUCUUAUAGCCCAGUGGUGCGAGGCUAAUGGUAUUGAACCACCGAAACAACCCAGUAGUGCUCGACCAUGUAGAAGCUCAUCAUCUUGCUCACCCGCUGAACGCACAAAGAUUGAUAUUCUGCUUUGCAAACUUGCAUCUGGAAAUCCUGAAGACCAGCGAUCAGCAGCUGGUGAGAUCCGACUUCUUGCAAAGCGGAAUGCAGAUAAUCGCGUUGCCAUUGCUGAGGCUGGUGCAAUACCUUUCCUUGUCGGACUUCUCUCAACUCCAGACUCCCGCGUUCAAGAGCAUGCUGUGACAGCUCUUCUUAACCUUUCCAUAUGUGAGGACAACAAGGGAAGCAUCAUUUCCUCUGGGGCUGUUCCUGGUAUCGUUCUCGUGCUCAAGAAGGGGAGCAUGGAAGCACGGGAGAAUGCUGCAGCCACUCUCUUCAGCCUUUCGGUUGUGGACGAAAAUAAAGUUAGAAUUGGCGGCUCAGGAGCUAUCCCGCCACUGGUUACGCUGCUUAGCGAAGGCACCCAAAGGGGUAAGAAAGAUGCUGCAACUGCUCUUUUCAACCUGUGCAUCUACCAAGGAAAUAAGGGAAAGGCAGUGAGAGCUGGUGUAGUUCCAACCUUGAUGCAGCUUCUGACCGAACCUGGGACCGGAAUGGUGGAUGAAGCCUUAGCCAUCUUAGCGAUACUGGCUAGCCAUCCCGAAGGGAAGGCUGCCAUCGGAUCAGCAAAGGCAGUGCCGGUUUUGGUAGAGGUUAUUGGGACAGGAUCCCCCAGAAACAGAGAGAAUGCAGCAGCAGUUCUGGUGCACCUCUGCUCUGGAGACCAACAACACCUUGUGGAAGCCAAAGAACUCGGAGUGAUCGGUCCAUUGUUAGAUUUGGCACAAAAUGGCACAGAUAGAGGUAAGCGAAAAGCUGCACAGUUGCUCGAGCGAGUGAACCGGUUCCUCGAGCAGAAAGAGCAGGCAGCUCAACCUCAAAACCAGCCAUCAGAAUCAACCUCUGCAACCGAAGUCGUCAGUGGCUGAGGAGAGGAUUCUGAUCGUUGCGUUCCGGGCUUUGUUUCUUUCUUUCGUUCGUUUUACAUGUAAUGAAAGAGGCAGCUUUGCUUCACAAGGGGAGGUGGAAGAUCACCUGCCUAAUCUGUAAGUUAUUAUCAUAAGUUAUAAUUUUUUGUUUGUAUGAUUCUGAGGAGUUUCUAAAGGGAAACGAUGGCUACCAAUGUAUGAAUGUUUAUACAUCCUCAAUUUUUUAUGAGGAAAAUUCCACAUUUUUAAGUAUAAAUUUCUUCA
Messenger RNA from Momordica charantia (bitter melon), 2465 nucleotides. Its product is annotated as U-box domain-containing protein 13. Gene Ontology annotation, molecular function: protein binding; ubiquitin-protein transferase activity. Lineage: Eukaryota; Viridiplantae; Streptophyta; Magnoliopsida; Cucurbitales; Cucurbitaceae. Gene Ontology annotation, biological process: cell surface receptor signaling pathway; protein ubiquitination. The record is from RefSeq and is a predicted model, not a curated record.